Molecule: messenger RNA, 246 nt
Organism: Symbiodinium natans
Lineage: Eukaryota; Dinophyceae; Suessiales; Symbiodiniaceae
Source: the annotation of a GenBank genome assembly
AUGGUGAGGAGCUCUUCAUCGAUGCUCUUUCCGUCCGCCCUGCUUGGUAUUUUCCUCUACGCCGCCUGUCCCAAGAAGGCGGCAUUCCUUCCUGGAGCCUGGAGCGCUGGUGGAGGGUCCACGAAACCCACAGCCACAGAUCCGGCCCAAGAGGCCACUCCCAUUCCCUCGCGUCGUCACAUGCUGGCCGGGGCAGCUUUGGCAGCCGCGUACUUAGAGCGCCAUCUCCUUGCGCUUUCUGCCUAG